Thamnophis elegans (Western terrestrial garter snake) is the source of this 3592-nucleotide messenger RNA. It is a transcript of the gene XPC, whose product is annotated as XPC complex subunit, DNA damage recognition and repair factor. The transcript has 16 exons. Gene Ontology annotation, molecular function: damaged DNA binding; single-stranded DNA binding. Lineage: Eukaryota; Metazoa; Chordata; Lepidosauria; Squamata; Natricidae. Gene Ontology annotation, biological process: nucleotide-excision repair; mismatch repair. Bases 576 to 3056 code for a protein of 826 amino acids. Gene Ontology annotation, cellular component: cytoplasm; nucleotide-excision repair factor 2 complex; nucleus. The record is from RefSeq and is a predicted model, not a curated record.
CCGGGAGCCUACCCGGCGUAGCUCUCUGUCUUGCUUGCCUCCUGCGAGAAGCGGGAAUAAGGAGGCGCGGCCGCCCUGCACUAAGCCGAAAGAGACGCUUCGCUCUUCUUUGGCAUCUUCGGGAGGCCCCCGGUUUCUACCUCCUUAAUUGCUGUUCUCUCCUUCGGGGCUCCGCCGCGCCUGUUGGCGGCGGGUCGGGGUGUUUUCUGUCGCGGAAUAGCGGCCGGGAUGGUCGGGAAGCGUAAAGGGGUUUCGCAGGUGCAGCGGUCCUGCAAGAAAGUCAAGGGAGAGGAUCCAGCCGCCGCCUCCGCUUCUUCCUCGGGUCUGAAAACUUGUGAGCAGCGAAACGAUCAUUGGAAGAUGCAAAACCUGAGAAGAAAACUACGCCCAAAUUGUCAUCUGGAAAAAGAGACAAAAGGAGCAAGUCUCUCAGACACUUCAGAAAAAUUCCAAUGAAAAAAGACCAAAAUCCAAAGUCAAGGAGGAAAUGAAUAGAAGUAUAGAAAGCCAGGGGUUCCUUCCAAAAGUGGGGAAAUGCAGUGGUUUGCAGAGAACUCCUUUAAAGAAAAAAACAAAUGCAAAAAAGAAUUGAUUAUUACAAAGAAAGAAGAAGAGGAGAUGAGGAAAGUGAGGAAGAAUGGGAAGAUGUGGAAGAAAUUUGUGAACCUGAGAUCGAGAUGCUGAAAGAAGCUAAGGCACCAAAGCUUCCCAGCACAACUGUUGAGAUAGAAAUUGAAACACCUGAACAAUCCAAGAAAAGAGAGAGAAGAGAGAAACGGCAAGCUGAGUUUGAGAUAUAUCUCCGUCGAAUGGUGAAACGCUUCAGCAAAGAAGUCCGCGAAGAUACCCAUAAGGUUCACUUAUUGUGCCUAUUGGCCAACGGUUUCCAUAGGAACAGGAUCUGCCUUCAGCCAGAUCUUCAAGCGAUUGGCCUUUCUAUCAUUCCGAUUCGCUUCACCAAAGACUCCGUAGAUCGCAUCAAUCGUCUGUUUCUGUCAAAUCUUGUGAAUUGGUUUUCUGCAACUUUCACUAUUAACAAUCAGCUCUCUGACAGUGAAGAUUGGCAGGUGACUAUAGAGAGGCGUUUUGCUGUCUAUGCUGCACGAGAUGAGGCGGAACUGGUGCAGAUAUUUUUACUUAUUCUUCGAGCACUGCAUCUAAUGUGCCGACUUGUAUUGUCUUUACAACCCAUUCCUCUCAAAGAGCCAUCGGGGAAGGGAAAAUCCUCCAAGAAAAGCUCUCUUUUGGUAGCUUCUGGGACAUUGCCCAAUUCUGCCAAAAGCUCAAGACAAUGCACAAAAGCAGAUACUGCUAAGAAGACAAGCCUCUCCAGGGCCAAAAGGCUGAGAAAGAAAUCUUCAGCACAGGAAGAUAUUCAGAAAAAUAUAAAAUCUGAGAAUGAUGAGAGGAGCUUGAGAGCGGAAGGGCUAGGAAGGCCUAAAAAUGACCGACGACGGCAAGUGGCAUCUAAAGUGUCCUAUAAAGAAGAAAGUGGAGACAGUGAGGAUAAUGAUUCUGAAUUCUGUCCUACAGAGGAAAAUGAUGAUGGCAGCAUAUCUGAUGAGGAUUUUGAAAUUCCCCCCAAAAAACUGAAGUCACCACUAGGAACCCCUAAAACAACGCCAGGAACCCUGAAAGCAAAAGCAGUUGUCAACAGGCAACAAUCCGUGCCUUCUGUCUCGAAAAGAGAUAAGGACUCAGAGAUAAUUGGUAGUUUGGUAGACAAAACAGUCAGUCCAUGUUCUUCAAAUUCAUCUAAGAAGAAAAACAAAAUAAUUUCUAGUGAUGAAGAAAAAGAGCAGAGGUCAGUUGUAUCCAGAGGCACGGACUAUUGGGUAGAGGUUUUUCUUGAACGAGAAGACCGAUGGAUAUGUGUGGAUUGCAUGCAUGGCAAUGUUGGACACCCUCUGGAAUGUUUCAAGUACGCCUCAAAGCCAGUGUCUUACAUCAUUGGCAUUGACAACAGUGGAUUUGUAAAAGAUGUAACACAGAGAUACGACCCAGCAUGGAUGACUGCAACGAGGAAGUGUCGUGUGGAUGCCCAGUGGUGGGAGGAUACCUUGGAGCCGUACAAAAGUUCUUUUGUGGAACGAGAUGCUAAAGAAGAAAGAGAGUUUGUAGCUAAACUUCAAGAUCAGCCUUUGCCACAAUCCAUCAGUGAAUACAAGAAUCAUCCGCUUUAUGCCUUGAAGAGGCAUCUCCUUAAGUAUGAAGCCAUAUAUCCUGAGACAGCUGCAAUUCUAGGAUAUUGCCGAGGGGAGGCUGUCUACUCCAGAGACUGUAUCCAUACCUUGCACUCCAAAGACACCUGGCUGAAACAAGCUCGAGUGGUGAGGAUUGGAGAAGUGCCUUAUAAGAUGGUGAAAGGUUAUUCCAACCAAGCGAGAAAAGCACGAAUGGCAGACCCUGCAAAUCGGGACAAAAUGGAUUUGCCAUUGUUUGGUCUCUGGCAGACUGAGAAAUACCAGCCACCUCUGGCUGUUGAUGGAAGGGUUCCUCGGAAUGAGUUUGGGAAUGUCUAUCUCUUCCAACCCUGCAUGUUACCAAUAGGCUGUGUGCAGCUAAAUCUUCCUAGCCUUCAUAGAGUGGCCCGUAAACUAGAUAUUGACUGUGUUCCAGCUGUUACAGGAUUUGAUUUUCAUGGUGGUUACUCUCAUCCUGUCACAGAAGGCUAUGUAAUCUGUGAGGAGUACAAAGAAGUGCUUGUUGCAGCCUGGGAGAACGAAGAGUCAGAAAGGGAAAAGAAGGAAAAGGAGAAGCGGGAGAAGAGAGUGCUGGGAAAUUGGAAACUGCUGGUGAAGGGACUUCUGAUCAAGGAGAGAUUAAAGAAGCGCUAUUCUACCAAGAAUGAGACAAGAGCCAUGAUGGAAGGGGAGUCUGGUUUGUCAUCUGAUGAAGAAGGACCAUACUCAGAAACACCUGCUGAAGAUGUAGCUGUUUCUUGGCCCCAAAAUCGACAAGCUGAGGAGCAGAGUGGGAAAGGAAAAACAACCAAAAAGAACAAGAGAGAAAAGAAAGGAGAAGCAAAAUAUUUGUUCCCGUUUGAGAAAUUGUGACAAGGAGUUUUGGGACUGGCUUAGAUUCUUUUGAUUCCUGUCUUAACAUAAACCAGGAAGUACUUUUAUGUCCCUCGAGUUUACAUUCACACUGAACCUUUCCUGCCAGCAGGAACAGCUAAAACAACUCAGGAAACUUGCAGCCUGUUUUUCUAAUAUUGCAUUCCUAGAUGUAUGCAGGACUUGAAGCAAGAAAAUUGGUCUGGAUUCAUUGCUGGAUGACUACUAUAACUUUAUAUUGGCCGGUGGCAACUACUUUUCCUAGAUUCUUAAUAGAUACAUUGUCUUUAAGAUGCUGCUGAUGGGUAAAGCAAGAACAUUGAUGUUGGAGCAAAGUACCUUCCAAUGCCAGAUCUUAAUGCCUGCAAAUACAUUCCUUGGCUUGGAAAUUUUGCAUUAUUUUAUUGCAAAGACACAUGAGCUUCCAGGAAGAGUUAUAACAGGAAUAUGUACAUAUAGAUGUACUCAUAUACAUGUAUGUGUAUUCAUAACAUACAUGUUGCAAUAGUAAAACUGGGCUUAAGUUGUAUUAUAUA